UAUCGACCAACUCCAAUCAGCUCGCAGCGACGGAAGCGAAAGAGCAGAAGCGUUUUGCUGUGGGUUCAUCCGCCAAGUUAGGGUUCCAAGGGUUUUGUCUCCUCUCCAUCCUCCCCACGAAAAGCAGCGUACAAUAUGGCGUCGGAUAUUGCAAGUGAUUUGAAGGAUGAGAUUUCAGAGCUUGCCCCCUUUGAUCCUACGAAGAAAAAGAAGAAGAAGAAGCCGGUGGCUCAAGAUAUCGCUGAAGAGGUGGAGAAGUUAGUUGAAACAACCGAGACUUUGUCAGUGGAAGAUGCUGGUGAAUCUGUGUUUUCUGGAAUGAAGAAGAAGAAGAAGAAGCAGGUGGAAUUAGACGUGGAUGAAAAUGAGGAAGUGGAUGCAGGGGAGGAUAAUGAUGAUGGAAAAAUUGGUGAGGAUGAGCAAGGAGAGGGAAUUGUAUUUGGAGGCGAACAAUUUCCUUGGGAAGGUACUGACCGAGAUUACAAAUAUGAGGAGCUUCUGGACAGGGUCUUCAAUACUUUACGUGAGAAUAAUCCGUUACUUGCUGGAGACCGGCGCAGAACUGUGAUGAGACCUCCACAAGUUCUCCGAGAAGGAACUAAGAAGACGGUUUUUGCAAAUUUUAUGGAUUCCUGCAAGACCAUGCACAGGCAGCCGGAGCAUGUUAUGACUUUCUUACUUGCUGAAAUGGGAACCACCGGAUCUCUUGAUGGGCAGCAGAGAUUGGUUGUGAAGGGGCGAUUUGCUCCUAAGAACUUUGAGGGUAUUCUUAAGAGAUAUAUCAAUGAGUAUGUUAUUUGCAAUGGCUGCAAGAGUGCAGAUACCAUUCUCUCGAAGGAGAAUAGACUUUUCUUCCUCCGUUGUGAGCAGUGUGGUUCGUCGCGAUCCGUGGCGCCGAUCAAGGCCGGCUUUGUUGCUCGUGUUGGUCGUCGCAAGGCCGGGGCUUAAUUCCAGACUUAGUUUCAAAUGAUUCCUACCUAUCUAAACAGAGAAGCAGUGCUUUGAACUCAACUUAAGCUGGUUUACUUCUGAAUUCUUUUUACAUUUGUGCCAUGCAGUUUUUUUGUAGGCCAGCUGCUAAAUGAACGCUCUUAAAUAUUUGUUCUCGUGCUCAAACAUUCCUUUUUUUGGAGCAGUUUUUAACUAAAUCUGCUUAUUGUUUUUGAAAGAUUUACACACACCCCACUCAA
This is a messenger RNA of Phalaenopsis equestris, 1190 nucleotides long. RefSeq names its product eukaryotic translation initiation factor 2 subunit beta-like. The transcript is spliced from 10 exons. Gene Ontology annotation, biological process: translational initiation; formation of translation preinitiation complex; formation of cytoplasmic translation initiation complex. Gene Ontology annotation, molecular function: translation initiation factor activity; mRNA binding; translation initiation factor binding. Lineage: Eukaryota; Viridiplantae; Streptophyta; Magnoliopsida; Asparagales; Orchidaceae. The coding region runs from base 136 to 948 and encodes 270 amino acids. The record is from RefSeq and is a predicted model, not a curated record. Gene Ontology annotation, cellular component: eukaryotic translation initiation factor 2 complex.